CUCGCUCAAGAUCUCUCUCUGUUUUCUCUUGCCGUGGUGUAAUGAUACGUACAUGUAAUGCUAAAACUAUUUGUUGAUCGUAUAACACUUCACCGGCGCAUCUUUAACGACACCAUUGGCCAAUCACGAGUCAGUAUACCUUUCAUUCGUCAUAAACCAUUUUCCCUUAUCAUAUCUUUUUAUUCACUUUAUGUUACAGACUCGACAAGAAAAAAAACCCGGGUGAAUACAAAUUAAAUUGUAAUAGGGGGAUACGAGGAGGUAAUUUGACUAGAAAAGUAUAAAAACGCAUUCCCUAAUGGGUCACCGCGCCGUAUUUCCAACCCGCUCAAAUAACAUACCUCAUGAAAUACAAUGUCGGAAUGAAAAUCGUAUCCGCUUUCGUCACAAAUUAGUCAACCAAACUCUUAAUCGGCUCUCCUAGGGGAGACAGGUAUAAUGCUGCAUGUAUUCCAGUGGGGAAAGGGAGAUACAUGAGAUAAAGACAGGACAACAAAAAAAAUCGGUGCGCAUGUCAUCUUUCCAUCUUUUCUCUUCAAGUUUGCAACCAAUUGAAGGUAGUUUGACAAGAUUGUAUAAAUAGGGGAAUCUUCGGCAAAUUCUUUGCAGCAGUAAGGUUGUAUCCAUAAGGCAUUAUCCGGCAAACAUUUGAAGAAAGGAAGAGGAAGUGAAAAUCUAAACAGAGUUUCCGUGCCAGCAUUAUUACUUAAGCUUGACUCCUGCCCUACUAUACUGCAGUGUUCACAAUUCCAAAUUUGAAAGUAAAUGAAGAGUUCGACAACGUCGCCAAAUGAUGUUUUUUGUUGCAUGGUUUCAAGCAUAUUAAACAAAAUUUUCCCGCUCUCAUCAGAUUAAACUCAUUUGCAGACUUCGUUAGACAAGAGGAUGUGAAAUCGAAAGAAUCAAAAAUUCAGAUUCAUUACAAAAAUAAAAUCACCGAUUAUAACAUGCAGAUUCCAUCGCAAGUCUCAUCGUUGAAACCGUCGUCAGUUUCGACGCUGGAUGAAAACUUCGAAGUUAGCACUGAUCUGUUAACUGCCGUGCCUCGCGUCAAUGCAUCAGUUGAGACCAUCAUUUCACCGGAAACCCAAGAUCUCACCAUUUUCGUGGUUUUGAUAUUUGUCGUAUUACUGCCGCUGUCAUUAUUUGUCAUCACUGGGAACAUCCUCGUGAUCAUUGCCGUGCACAAGAGCUUUCAUCUUCGGGAGAGAAUCUUCUACUACGUCGUAGGUAGUAUGGCAGUCACUGAUUUACUUGUCGGGUUUUCUAUUAUACCCUUGUAUUAUGCGGCCAUAUUUGUUGACACACUGAAGGGUAGUCUUUACGGCUGUAUGACGAUGAUUAGCGUUGUGAUGAUACCAAGUACCAUAUCUAUACUUCACGUUCUUGUCAUCGCUGCCGAUCGGUACAUUGCCGUUUUCUAUUCCUUAGAGUAUAUACGCAUGGUCACGCAACGAAGAAUUUUCAUAACCAUCGUCAUGAUUUGGAUAUUCGCGCUCCUAUUCCACGCCCUCCCCUUCAUGGGAUGGAGAAAGAAACAUUCCGCAUCCUUCGUGAUGGAGUACUGCUUUACGGACCAGUUCUGGACACCACCGGUGGCAUGCUUUCAAUUUGGUCUUACAGUCAUAGCACCUCUCUGCAUCAUGAUUGGCAUCUAUGCACGAAUCAUAAGAGCUGCGCGUCUUCAAGCGCGUCGUGUCGACGCGCAACAACAAUUCGCCCUCAACAGAGGGGAGGCGAUUGAAAACGGGCAGCUGUCCGUCAUUUCUGUCGACAGCAACAGCCGGCCGACUGAAUCGCAGGCCCCAGUCGUCAGGAUCCGACGCGGUCCAACUACGGCCGAGUUGAAGGCCACAAAGACAUCGGCGAUAGUGCUUAGUACCUUCCUUUUAUGUUGGUUACCUGCAUACUGCGUACAUAUUGCUUUUACGUUCAUCAAUAACAACCGGGCAGAACCACUCCACAACCCCACUAUUGGCCUUCUGCACGCCUCGUCCAAUCUCCUGCCAUUCAUUAGUUCCGGAGCAAAUCCUGUCAUUUACGCAUUUAGCUAUCAGGAUUUCCGUAGGUCUUUCAAACAGUCCUUGUCUUUUUACCGACGAAACAAUUGAAAUGUCUUCGAUUAAGCUCAACAAAGUUAGUUACGCCGAAGUACAAAAGGACCUUAUUGGAAUCCGGGAUGUUUGGCACUCUUAUAAGUUUAAAGCUGAAUCGAAGUUAUUGCUCUAAAUAGAAUGUCAGAAAACCACCAAUUACUUGUAUAGAAAUAGAAAAGGCAAUCGUCUUUUUUUGUUGUUGCCUAUUUCAACAAUUACAAUUUCUGAUAUUAGACAUAGAACUGUUUAUUCAUAAUUAAUCUUGAGGUAAAACAAAUGCCUGCCAGGUUUGCUGCCAAUGAUCAAACCGAUCUUUAAUUCUUUAUACUAACGGAUUCUUUGUGGUUUUUGUAACAUGCCUUCAAUCGGUUUAUUUUUACUUAUACUGUAGAAUGGGUAUCAUACAAUCAAGUAAUUACCGAAGCAUGACCAGCCAUGCAUCCGGUAAAUUUGCCAUGCGUCUGGUAAUUAAUUAUGCAUGGUUGUAAAAAAAAAAUGAUUUUACUGCCCAUACACAAAUUCCACCAUUCUAUAAAACAAAUAAUACACAGGAUUGUUCGUGCAUCGAUAGGACUAGUGAGCAUGCCAUAACUAU
Messenger RNA from Lytechinus variegatus (green sea urchin), 2691 nucleotides. Its product is annotated as alpha-1A adrenergic receptor-like. NCBI's taxonomy places the organism in Eukaryota, Metazoa, Echinodermata, Echinoidea, Temnopleuroida, Toxopneustidae. The transcript has a single exon. Gene Ontology annotation, cellular component: membrane; dendrite. Bases 948 to 2111 code for a protein of 387 amino acids. The record is from RefSeq and is a predicted model, not a curated record. Gene Ontology annotation, molecular function: neurotransmitter receptor activity; G protein-coupled serotonin receptor activity. Gene Ontology annotation, biological process: G protein-coupled receptor signaling pathway, coupled to cyclic nucleotide second messenger; chemical synaptic transmission.